UCUUUCAAAUCCAAAUCUUUCCUUCACAUGAAGUAGGCUCGGACUUGGCCUCUCAAUAGUCACUAUCACAUCCAAAUUCAGUAGAGUUCGCACUGCACGUUUGCUCACAUUUUUCGGCCUGCUAGAAUGUCUAACUUACCGGGUUCGCCGAUCGUUUCCAUCUACGAUUUGCUGCUGGAACGCAAGAUCUUACUGGCUGGUAAAGGGGCUUCCUUCGGCAAGCAGAGGACCGGACCAGAAAGCCAAACAAUCGCCGAGACUUUAACCAAAGCCAAGGCAAUCAGCAGGAGUAUCAAUGAGUACCUAAGCUGCUCGUCGGAGGGGGAAGCCUUGCCAACAGCGGGGCCAUCAAAAGUGACGGCCACGCACCUGACCAAGAAGCAGACGGGGGUCAUCAUGCAGCAGCCCACCCCGAAGGAAAUCAUCGUCAGGCUGCCCAAGAAGAUUGCGCCUAGAAUACUCAGUGGGAAGUCCAACUCGCUAACCUCUUUGACAAAAAGCUACUUUGAGGCCUCCACAUCGAAGCCGGUGACGAGCAAGCGCCUCAAGAAAAAGAAGAAGAAGGUGUCAGUCUCUGGAGCAACCACACCAAAGGCCCACUCUGCUGACCAACGUAUGCCCAUGUCACCACGGAAGGCAGGCGGCGAGAUCCCGACACGCGUCAAGACAUCCACAAUACCAAAGCCUAAUAGCCCCAAGACUUCGCAGACCAAGUUGCGCGUGAAGGGGCGCAAGUCUACAGUUUCCAUAAGCACCGGCAAGACGCCAACGACACCUAGUAGUGUCAAUCGCUGGCGCAUCUGAGCACCUUUCACAGGAUCUAUUCCUUUCACGGGAUCUACAGCAUACCAUUUUUUUCGAUUUACAAUAUUAAAAUUUAAAGUUUCUUUCAA
Drosophila guanche is the source of this 893-nucleotide messenger RNA. RefSeq lists its product as uncharacterized. The record is from RefSeq and is a predicted model, not a curated record. The transcript is spliced from 2 exons. The coding region runs from base 127 to 804 and encodes 225 amino acids. NCBI's taxonomy places the organism in Eukaryota, Metazoa, Arthropoda, Insecta, Diptera, Drosophilidae.